UAUUAUUGGCCUUUUAGCCAAGUACAUUUCAAUUGUCGGCUUGUUAUGUUGUUAAGUCUUGUUAUUUCACUUAAAAAUGCUUUGUAAUUUAAAUUUUGUUGUAUUAACGGUAAUUAGUAGUUUAAGUAAGUCUUCUAAUUAAAUAGAGUUUCUCAAUGAAUUUUGACAAUAACGGCUUUUAUUAUUUAUUUACGUCUUGCACGAGAAUAUUAAGAGGAUGCAAAAUAGAGCAACUACUAGAGACAGUAGAUUAAAUUACACCAAUUAAAAAUGAAAGUUGGUUUUAUUAGAAAAUUAAGUACUGCGAUGUCCAAGAAAAUUUGCAGAUAUUUUAGUGUUCCAUUAUCGUAUUAAAGCAUCUCGUCAUACUUUAAUAGACGGUUUAAGUGCAUUUUAGUUGAGUUAGUCAACAUGUUAUAUCGUAAAAGCGACGUGCUCCCUUCGUGAAUGAAAAAGUGCUAGAGACACGAAAAAAUGGAUUUCGAUCUGACCAAUCUGACCCAAAACUCCACGUUCAAUCCGGACGACAUCUACAAAAAUGAGUCGCACAUCAUGGAAGUGCCCGCGUUACUUGUCUCCUUGUUUUCGGUGGUCGCCAACAUAUUCAUCAUUACGACCAUACUGAAAAACAACGUCCUGAAAACGCACGUCAACUUGUACGUGGUCAAUUGGUGCAUUUGCAACUUGUUCUUGCUGAUAUUGGCCCCGGUUUCCAUGAACAUAUUCGGGAUAACGCGUCACAUCACGUACGAGGCGUUGUGUCUUUGGGACCAGUUCGUUUUCACUUUGCUGUCCGGCAAUUUGAUUUUCGUCGCCGUUCUGCUCAUCGAUUGGUACAUCAUGAUAUUCGGCGGUCAGAAUUGCUUCAGGAAAUGCAAGAACUCGGCCAAACUCACCGUGACCACGGUGUGGAUUGUUAUGGUCGUCGUUGAUUUCGUUUCGGUCGCGUUCUGUGUGAAUGAUCUGAGUUUGCCUUUGGCCGCACUCUUGUUGUUUUAUUCCUACAUGAUUGUUUUCGUUAUCAUUAUUUGUACGCAUCUGCUUAGGUUAAUUAAGUUGAGAACUUCCAGUGUUGUCGUGGAGAAGGAUACGUUUGUAUUAAUUUUAGUUACCUCGUAUUUUUUGUGUUGGCUUUUAAACUGGGUGCUUUUAUGUUGUUUCGUCGUUAGUGGCAAAGAAGAGUUUCACGAAGGGAAAUUGUUUAGUUACGUUUUAGGUUUUAGUAAUUCUAUGAUUGUAUUGUAUUUAUUCUAUCGAUACGACAAUAACUUUAGGAAAUGUUUUAGGGAACUAUUCAAACGUAAUCAAAGCACGAAAGUAUAAUCUGUAAUUGAUCAAUAAAACAUUAAGUAA
This is a messenger RNA of Aethina tumida (small hive beetle), 1353 nucleotides long. Its product is annotated as kappa-type opioid receptor. Gene Ontology annotation, biological process: G protein-coupled receptor signaling pathway. Gene Ontology annotation, molecular function: G protein-coupled receptor activity; peptide binding. The record is from RefSeq and is a predicted model, not a curated record. Gene Ontology annotation, cellular component: membrane; neuron projection. The transcript is spliced from 2 exons. The coding region runs from base 475 to 1323 and encodes 282 amino acids. NCBI's taxonomy places the organism in Eukaryota, Metazoa, Arthropoda, Insecta, Coleoptera, Nitidulidae.